AUGGAGACUUCCAAAUUUACUUUUUUCAUCAUCCUUCUUCUUUCCGGGCUGAAUGAGAAAUUCUCGACCGCGUCGCGUAUAAACUCUCACAAGAGUUGCAAUUUUCCGGCUGUUUAUAACUUUGGAGAUUCAAAUUCAGACACCGGAGCUAUCUCUGCGGCUAUCGGAGAAGUUCCUCCACCAAACGGAGUUGCCUUCUUUGGAAGAUCUGCCGGAAGACAUUCUGAUGGCCGUCUCAUUAUCGACUUUAUUACUGAAAAUCUCACGUUGCCAUAUCUAACACCAUACUUGGAUUCGGUUGGAGCCAAUUAUCGGCAUGGCGCUAAUUUUGCCACUGGCGGUUCUUGCAUUCGCCCCACCGUUGCUUGUUUUAGUCAAUUCCAUCUUGGGACUCAAGUCUCCCAAUUCAUUCACUUCAAGACUCGUACCUUGUCUCUCUACAACCAAACCAAAGGUAAAACUCCAUUUUGCAAAGGAGUCAUUGCACGACCCAAAGAUUUCUCAAGAGCUCUUUAUACAUUCGAUAUUGGUCAGAACGAUCUCGCGAUCGGGUUUCAAAACAUGACAGAGGAACAACUCAAAGCAACUAUACCCGGAAUCACCGAAAGCUUCACUAUUGCUAUAAAAUUGCUAUACAAAGAAGGAGCCAGAUUCUUCUCAAUUCAUAACACCGGACCGACAGGCUGUUUACCGUAUAUUCUGAAAUCUUUUCCGGUUACACCACGAGAUCGGUACGGUUGUUUGGAGCCUCUGAACAAUGUGGCAAUGGAAUUCAACAAGCAACUCAAGAACAAAAUCUCCGAACUGAACAAAGAGUUCCCUUCUUCUCUCUUUACUUAUGUUGAUGUCUACUCAGCUAAAUACAAUUUGAUCACCAGAGCAAAGAAUCUCGGUUUUGUGGAUCCUUUUGAUUAUUGUUGCGUUGGAGCGGUCGGACGUGGAAUGGGUUGCGGAAAGACAAUAUUUCCAAAUGGCACAGAACUUUAUAGUUCCUCCUGCAAAAACCCCACAAAUUUCAUAAGUUGGGAUGGUAUACAUUAUUCCGAAACUUUGAAUAUGCUAGUCGCUAACCGGAUCCUCGAUGGGUCAAUAUCCUAUCCGUCUCUCCCAAUCCAGAAAGCUUGCAAGCUGACGAAAUAUUAA
Molecule: messenger RNA, 1143 nt
Organism: Eutrema salsugineum
Lineage: Eukaryota; Viridiplantae; Streptophyta; Magnoliopsida; Brassicales; Brassicaceae
Product: GDSL esterase/lipase At3g27950
Exons: 5
Coding region: 1-1143 (380 amino acids)
Molecular function (GO): hydrolase activity, acting on ester bonds
Source: RefSeq, a predicted model, not a curated record